AUGGCCCUGCUUCUGAAAAGAGUCUAUAAAGGAAGUUUCUGGUUGCUCAAUGACUUGUCAGAUGAAAGAACUAAGAACACUUGGUUAGCUUCACCUACUACCGUAGUGGCCAUUCUAGGAAUAUACCUGUCAAUUGUCCUUCACCUUGGACCAAAAUUGAUGGCUCAUAGAAAACCGUACAAUCUUAAGACUUUGAUGAUUGUCUAUAACUUGGUGCAAAUCUAUUUGAACUUGAAAUUAGUUUAUGACGCUCUCAUCCAUUUCCUAGGUGACCAAAAUUUCAACUUGUUAUGUUGGCCCGUGGAUACUUCGAAAACGCCAAGGGCAAUGAAAACCACAGAAAUUGUUUCCUAUUUCUUCAUAUUGAAGAUGAUAGAUUUACUGGAUACAGUGAUCUUCGUACUUCGCAAGAGCUACAAACAGAUCAGCUUCUUGCAUUUGUACCACCAUGCUGGCAUGAUAAUGGCAACAUGGAUAACAUAUCGUUAUCUUCCUGGAGGACAUUCCGUAUUCGUAGGACUGGUCAACUGUCCAGUGCAUGCAAUCAUGUUCGCCUAUUAUCUAGGUACCAUCAUCGACAAUAAAUGGGGAAGAUCUGUGAUCUUCAAGAGGAGUCUCACCCAACUACAGUUGGCACAAUUCACAUUUUUCGUGUUCGUGUAUGGAGCUGUGGUACUGAAUCCAGCUUGCACAUUUCCAAAGAUUCCUACUUAUCUUUUCCUAUGCCAAAAUAUCUUCAUAACAUUAUUGUUCGCCGACUUCUAUAGGAAAACGUAUGUGGGGCAAAAAUAUGAUAACAAACUGAAACUUGAGAAGGAGAGUCGAUGA
This is a messenger RNA of Phaedon cochleariae (mustard beetle), 828 nucleotides long. Lineage: Eukaryota; Metazoa; Arthropoda; Insecta; Coleoptera; Chrysomelidae. The record is from the annotation of a GenBank genome assembly.